AAGUAGAAACAAAUCACAAAACACACAAAUCUUUCGGCUCAUAAGGUAAAGCGUGCGCUUCAAACUGACGAGUGUCACAAAAUAAGAGGUCUGAGAAACCCUAAUUUGGUCACCUUGGAGGCUCGCUGUUCUCUCAGCCGAGAGAAAGCACAAGAGAUGAACGAAAUUGACGGGAUCCUGUGAAAUGGAAUGUGCUACUGCACAAAUUCUCGGGAAUCAAAUGGAGAGCUGAAGGAGGAGAACCGCACAAAGAAGAAGUAAAUAAUGGGGGAAGCGAUGAAGGAUGAUCUUCUUGCGACUGUGCGUUCCACGGUGUUCAAAGAAUCAGAAAGUCUGGAGGGGAACUGUGUUAAGAUUGAGGGUUACGAUUUCAAUCAAGGAGUAAACUACUCUCAGCUUCUCAAGUCCAUGGUCUCCACAGGGUUUCAAGCCUCCAAUUUGGGAGAUGCCAUCAAAGUCGUUAAUCAAAUGCUAGAUUGGAGGCUCUCUGACGAGAGUAUAACAGAAGAUUGCAGUGAGGAGGAGAGGGAUCCAGCCUACAGAAAGUCUGUGAGAUGCAAAGUUUUCCUGGGUUUUACUUCAAAUCUAAUAUCUUCUGGUGUUAGGGAUGUGGUUCGGUAUCUUGUUGAGCAUCAUAUGGUUGAUGUAGUGGUUACAACAACUGGUGGUAUCGAAGAAGAUCUUAUAAAAUGCCUUGCACCCACAUAUAAAGGCGACUUUUCUCUACCUGGAGCCUAUUUACGCUCAAAAGGACUGAACCGCAUUGGUAACUUGCUGGUUCCUAAUGAGAACUACUGCAAAUUCGAGGACUGGAUAAUUCCAAUUUUUGACCAGAUGUUGAAGGAACAAAUCAAAGAGAAUGCAUUGUGGACGCCUUCUAGGUUGAUUGCUCGCUUGGGAAAAGAAAUUAAUAACAAGAGUUCAUACCUCUACUGGGCGUACAAGAACAACAUUUCAGUUUACUGUCCAGGCCUAACAGAUGGCUCACUAGGGGACAUGUUGUACUUCCAUUCCUUCCGCAACCCGGGUUUGAUCAUCGACAUAGUGCAAGACAUUAGAGCCAUGAAUGGUGAAGCUGUCCAUGCAAGCCCUAGGAAGACUGGUAUGAUAAUUCUUGGAGGAGGGCUUCCCAAGCAUCACAUUUGCAAUGCCAAUAUGAUGCGUAACGGUGCAGAUUAUGCGGUGUUCAUCAAUACUGCACAAGAGUUUGACGGGAGCGACUCUGGAGCUCGCCCCGAUGAGGCUGUAUCAUGGGGGAAAAUACGAAGUUCUGCUAAGACCGUCAAGAUACAUUGCGAUGCAACCAUUGCUUUCCCUCUACUGGUUGCAGAAACAUUCGCCUCAAAGGAGAGAGAAUUCCAUCAGGACUAAGCCUCGAUACUAUUUUUGGCCAAGUGCAGAUUCAUUUAAUUGUCCAGUUACUGAACUUGACAAAGCUCUCAAAUCACCUGAAAAAAAUAUAAAAGCCAAGCCAGCCAACAAACUCUAAAAUAUGUAGAUUCCGUGAGGGGGGCAAUGAGUGUUAAAAUCUUUAAAUGUUUUCCCCCCAAAUUAUUUUAAAAUUUUUAAAUAUCUAAAACUAAGAAGGCAAGGGGUGAGGUUGCUUGAAACAAUUGUAUUGAGUCUAUUGUUUUUACUGGACUCUAGAUUAGAACCA
Molecule: messenger RNA, 1657 nt
Organism: Alnus glutinosa
Lineage: Eukaryota; Viridiplantae; Streptophyta; Magnoliopsida; Fagales; Betulaceae
Product: deoxyhypusine synthase
Exons: 9
Coding region: 265-1371 (368 amino acids)
Biological process (GO): peptidyl-hypusine biosynthetic process
Cellular component (GO): cytoplasm
Molecular function (GO): deoxyhypusine synthase activity
Source: RefSeq, a predicted model, not a curated record